CGCUCUCAGGUUUCUCUCUAUUUUGUGCAGGAUCGAUCCAAGAUGGCCGUGAUAGUCGCGUAAACGCGGAGAGGACUUCUUCGUUUGAUCGUCGAGAAAGCAAAAUUAUACGACAUAUAUAUUUCGAACCGGUACUGACGACGAAACCAACAGUUUCUCGAAUCUCGGGAAGUGAUCGCGAUUGUAUGUCGUGAGUCAGAAUGACCGAGGAGGCGCAGCAGUCCGAAAGUGCUGCGCAGAACGACAGCUGUUCCGUGCAGAACGACACGCAGGCCAAUUCGGACGUCGGGAAAACCAAAGAUAACAAGAAAGAGAAAUGUCGUCCCAUAACAAAGGUGGUGAUCAGAAGACUGCCUCCAACGAUGACUCAGGAUCAAUUCUUAGAGCAAGUUUCUCCACUGCCGGAACACGAUUACAUGUACUUCGUCAAAGCAGACAUGUCCCUGGGCCAGUUUGCGUUUUGUCGCGCCUACAUCAAUUUCACGGAGCAACAAGAUAUCUUUAUGUUUCGGGAGAAAUUUGACAACUAUGUCUUCGUGGAUUCUAAAGGCGUGGAAUAUUCUGCAGUGGUGGAAUUUGCGCCAUUUCAAAGAUUACCAAAGAAACGAGUGGGCAAGAAAAAGGACGCCAAAUGUGGCACCAUCGAGAGCGACUCUUAUUACCUAAGCUUCUUGGAGAAUUUAAAAAAUCAGGAGCUUGAUACAAGUGUAGCCCAAUCGAAAACUGAGUAUUCUUACCAACCACCUGACAAUACGGUGAAGAAGAUCACGACGACUCCACUGCUCGAGUAUUUGAAAUUUCGUAAGCAGGAGAAACAACGUCUUAGAGAUGAAAAACGUGAGGAAAGGCGACGAAGGGAUAUAGAAAGACGAAGGACCAAAGACGAUCCUGUUAUUUCUAAGGUUCUAAGGAAUCCAGAGUUGGAUAAAGAAUCGAGCAAAGACGAUAAAGAGAAUAAAGAGGAGAGAGAUAAGCUUUCGCCGAAGGAACUGAAAAAUAGAAAUAAACGAGACGAGAAGAUAAGAGAGAAAUCGACGCGAGAUCGAGAAAUCAAGCCUAUCAUUAAGGGAUACAGGGAGCGCGUUGAAGAUAGGAAUAAGGAAAGAGAGAUCAAGCAACGGCGAUACGAUGAGAAAAAGCCUUACGGAAGACGCGAUGAAAGAGAGGAGAGGAGGGUCGAUCUCCGAGAUGACAGGAGGUAUGAGAUGAAGGAAGAGUUUAGAGAGCCCAGAGACAAAAAGGUAGAGGAAAGACGGGGAAAAAGUUACGAGAAAAUGAGACAAGAGAAGAAAAAGUUGGCAGAAACGAAGAAACAGAUCGCCGAUGCCAACGGGGACGAUUCGAAUCCGAAGAAAGCGAAAGAGGAACACGAUAUCGUACAAGAGGGGGAAAAUGAAAAUGGCAUAGAGUCUGUGUUUAACGGAGACGAUUUGAGGCAUGCUAAAGACAACGAAUGCGAGCUGCAUAUUGCCGAGGAUGGGAUAACAAUGGACGCGGUACAGAGUUGCCAGGAUAGUGUAGAAGAAGGGAAUGGUUCGGUCAAUGCAGAUGUCAACGACGAGGACGAUUCCGAAGAUAAAGAAUCGAAGGUUGUAAAGAGGCGUAAUUCCCUCGAGAGUAGCGGCGAAGGCGGUGCGGGUGAUGGCAAUUGCUUACGGCGUCACAAAUCGUUAGACGGAGGAGGCCAAAGUAACCUCCAGAAGAACGAUAACGAGGAGAAAGAGAAAGAUAAGAAAGAUCCACGAUUAGAGCGUAGGAUACGAAAUAAGGAUCGUCCGGCGAUGGAGAUUUACAGACCUGGCAUGGGCAAGUUUAGCAAGCAGCGGUUGGAACGCGAAAAGUCCAAUGACGAACGGGCGUCCCCGUCGCAGAGCCCCACGCCGAAUUCCAGCGUUUCCUCCACCGCCGGCAAGCCUGGAAAAGUCGGCGCGACGGAAGUACGCUCGAUGACGUUCAAGCGUAGCGUUACUCGUGACGCGACAUAACAGAACUGAAGAUGAGAAUCCGUUAUGUUGCGUAACGAGUAGCGCUUCUUAUCAUUUGAACAUGCUCCACCGACAGAUUCGCGGAUGACGCUUUGACUUCUGCGCACGGCAGAUUUAUUUAACCAUGUAUAAUAUAGUUUUUCUCGUCAUACAUAAAACAUAUCGCCAUUCUUGACAUAUGUUAAAAUAAUGAUUCUUUACGCGUACAUUAGAUAAGUAUUUCACAUACAGUCUGAUUAUAUCAUAUGUUUCUCGCGCGGGUUUCUUUUUUUAGACGUAAUUUUAUUACUGUAAUGUUAAAAAAAAUUAAUAAAUAUGCAUAAUGCAGUCUUUUGUUAUAAUGUAUCUAGAACAA
Messenger RNA from Vollenhovia emeryi, 2340 nucleotides. RefSeq names its product regulator of nonsense transcripts 3A (gene Upf3). The record is from RefSeq and is a predicted model, not a curated record. Gene Ontology annotation, cellular component: nucleolus; cytoplasm. Gene Ontology annotation, molecular function: mRNA binding. The transcript is spliced from 6 exons. Bases 201 to 1985 code for a protein of 594 amino acids. Lineage: Eukaryota; Metazoa; Arthropoda; Insecta; Hymenoptera; Formicidae. Gene Ontology annotation, biological process: positive regulation of translation; nuclear-transcribed mRNA catabolic process, nonsense-mediated decay.